Molecule: messenger RNA, 1267 nt
Organism: Rubroshorea leprosula
Lineage: Eukaryota; Viridiplantae; Streptophyta; Magnoliopsida; Malvales; Dipterocarpaceae
Source: the annotation of a GenBank genome assembly
UUUCUCUCUCUCUCUCUGUGGGUAGAUACCCUUCUCCAUUCGCUGCUCUAGACUAAAGUUAAGUUUUCCAAAAUGGAGAACAAAGCAGAUACCAAGAAGGGCUCUUCAUCUAAUAAAUUAUUUCCAAUGGCCCAUGCAGAAGGGCCAUAUAACUAUGCCAAAAAUUCCAACUACCAGAAAACGGGUUGGGAUUUAAUAAAGAGAUUAACUUCUGAGGAGAUCUCCAAGAAGCUUGACGUAGAACAUCUCAUUUCACCUGGAAAUGUGUUCAGAAUUGCAGAUAUGGGAUGUUCCUUUGGACCUAAUACUUUUUUUGCAGUGCAGGACAUUGUAGAAGCUGUAAAAUCAAAACAGAACCAAUCCAAACAUAUGGAGUUUCAAGUUUUCUUUAAUGAUCACAGCGCAAAUGACUUCAACACUCUCUUUAGGACACUUCCAUCCGAAAGAAGUUACUUUGCAGCUGGUGUUCCAGGUAGCUUUUAUGGUUCCUUGUUCCCCAAGGCCAGCCUGCAUUUUGCUCUUUCCUCCUAUACAAUGCACUGGAUGUCGAAGAUCCCAAGGCAAGUCCAAGACCAAAGCUCCUCUGUUUGGAACAAAGGGAGGAUUUUCUAUGGAAGCUCCAAAAAAGUUGAAGAGGCUUAUGCUGCUCAAUUUGCGAAUGAUUUUGAAUCAUUCUUGAGAGCUAGAGCGGAGGAGGUCGUGCCUGGAGGAUUCAUGACCCUCCUAAUCCCCGGUACACAAAAUGGAGCAAACCUUCUUAAGUGCACUUCAGUCGCAAUUUCAGAGCUUCUUGGCUCUAGCCUCAUGGACAUGGCAAAAGAGGGACCGAGCUACCGCAGGACAAGGGUGUGGGGGAGCCGCCCCUCCUAAGCUUUUGAAAAAUGUUUGAUAUAGUACAUCAAUUUUUAUGUACUACAAAAUAUGUUUUCGAUGUUUGAGUUAAAAGAACCGUUUUGAAUUUAAAGAAAAUAUUUAAGAGUUAGGGAUUGGUGGAUGAAGCCAGAGUAGACUCCUUCAACUUUCCAGUUUACUACCCAUCGUCGGAAAAGGUCAUAGCCAUAGUAGAGAAAGAAAGUUGGUUUAAGAUUGAGCAGAUUCAAGAAAUAGCUCGCCCAAUGACUCGUCAGUUAAGCAAGCAAGACAUUGAGAAGUAUGCAUUGUUUGUAAGAGGCUGGGCUGAAGUCGUGGUGCGAGAUCAUUUUGGGGUUGAGAUUGUUGAUGAGGUGUUCAACAAUUUCACAGAAAAGCUAAUGGAGUCAGGGCUCCU